Molecule: messenger RNA, 1631 nt
Organism: Brassica napus (rape)
Lineage: Eukaryota; Viridiplantae; Streptophyta; Magnoliopsida; Brassicales; Brassicaceae
Product: mitogen-activated protein kinase kinase 5
Exons: 1
Coding region: 187-1404 (405 amino acids)
Biological process (GO): protein phosphorylation
Cellular component (GO): cytoplasm
Molecular function (GO): protein serine/threonine kinase activity; ATP binding
Source: RefSeq, a predicted model, not a curated record
CGCGACCUGACACAUUUCCUUCAUAAUCCUGCUCGAAUGACUGAAAUAUUUUCUUUAUCCCUUUUCCCAUCAUAUUCAUGCUCGAAUUCUUAUAAUGUUUUCAUCACAAGCUAUAUAUGUUCUUACAUGGUCCAUUUAUUUUGCUCCAAUCUUUCGUAGUCUCUAUGUUGCACAAGCUUUUGUCUUAUGCGUCAAAGCCGUCUAUCUAACAGACGGGAACCGACCAAAGUUUUUGUGUUGCAAGUAACAAGUACAACACAACCAAACUUCCACAGCUUGCAAUUUUUUCACACGCGCACCCAUGAGCACGUGGAUACAUUUUUCUCGAUGAUUUGUCUCUCGAUUUUAACUUUUUCCUUUGAUCAGAUCGAUUCCAAGGACGAAUCAAACCACCUUGUCGGUGAAGAAGCCAUGAGACGAAACAAACGUCCUGACCUCAGCUUACCACUCCCUAACCGCAACGUGGCUCUCGCUGUCCCUCUCCCCCUCCCUCCUCCUCCAUCCUCCUCCUCUGCUCUGGCCUCCUCCUCCGCGAUCUCCACCAACAUCUCCGCCGCCAAACGCUUAUCCGAGCUAGAGCGCGUGAACCGAAUCGGAAGCGGCGCCGGAGGAACGGUCUACAAAGUGAUCCACCUUCCCACCUCGCGCCCCUUCGCUCUCAAGGUGAUCUACGGGAACCACGACGACAACGUGAGGCGCCAGAUCUGCAGAGAGAUCGAGAUCCUGCGGAGCGUUGACCACCCCAACGUCGUGAAAUGCCACGACAUGUUCGAUCACAACGGCGAGGUCCAGGUCUUGCUCGAGUUCAUGGACAAAGGGUCCCUCGAAGGAAGGCACGUGUCGCGAGAAAACGAGCUCGCUGGUCUCACGCGCCAGAUUCUCAGCGGGUUGGCGUAUAUCCACCGCCGCCACAUCGUCCACCGCGACAUCAAACCGUCGAAUCUUCUCAUAAACUCGGCCAAUAACGUCAAGAUUGCUGAUUUUGGAGUGAGUCGGAUCUUGGCGCAGACCAUGGAUCCUUGCAACUCCUCUGUCGGAACCAUCGCUUACAUGAGUCCCGAGAGGAUCAACACCGAUCUGAAUCACGGUCGUUACGACGGUUACGCGGGAGAUAUAUGGAGUCUUGGUGUUAGCGUGUUGGAGUUUUACUUGGGGAGGUUCCCUUUCGCUGUGAGUAGACAAGGUGACUGGGCGAGUUUAAUGUGUGCUAUUUGUAUGACUCAGCCGCCGGAAGCUCCGGCGACGGCGUCUGAGGACUUUCGUCACUUCAUCUCUUGUUGCUUGCAGAGUGACCCUCCUAAGAGGUGGUCUGCGCAGCAGCUUUUGCAGCAUCCUUUUAUAGUUAAAUCAAGUGGUGGUCCGAAUCUUCGUCAAAUGUUGCCGCCGCCGCCUCCGGCGUCUUAGUUUUUUUUUUUGCUUUUCUCUCCGGUGGUUGUGAUUGGUCAGGGGAGAAACUCGGUUUGAGUCUUGUGAAGCUGCUUGAACUCGUUUUGUGUUUGGUUGAUGAUAAAAUAUUUAUAUAGAUAGUUAUGAUUUGUGAAUGAAGAUGAGUUUGGCUUUGUUAUUAUUGUUCAUGUCAGGAAGUAAUCGAGGAUCUUCCAGAUUCAUUAAUAAAAAGCUUCUUAUUUUUA